AGUGCGAUGCAGCCUCCGCCUCCGCCGCGAGUCAGUGCGUGCGCGCUCCGACACACGGCAACAUGGGUGCAAACCAAAGCGAGCCCGCGGUGCCAGCAGGCAAGGUGGACCUGGUGUCCAGGAUCAAAGCGCGGGUGACUUCGGCCGACCCAAAGAAGGCAAGGGAGCUGGGAGGAGUGUUCCUGUUCAACAUCAUUAAAGGAACUUCGGUGUACAGCUGGACUCUGGACCUGAACAAAGUCACGGUAUUCGAAGGCGAGCCAGAGGACGAUCCUGAUACCACCUUCACGCUCACGGAACACAACUUCAAGCAACUAGUACAGGGGAAAGAAGACGCCAGGGUCAUCAUGCAGGCAGGACGCUGCUCCGUGACAGGGGACAUCAUGAGGGCGAUGAAGCUUGAGCCGUAUAUCAAGUUGGAAUAAGAGUUAUUAUGGCAUACUUAGGAUAGGGGUCUACUCUGUGAAACGCUCUCGAUUUAGGAGCUACAUCGUUACAUUCGUUUUUCUUAUAGAAACCUACUUCAAAAGUAAAGAACCGAAAUCGUUUCCCAGAAUAGACCUCUUAUUUUUUAGUUAUGACAUGAGAGGUAUGAAACACCAAGUACAGAGGUAAUGAGGAGCAAUAAUUAAAGAGGCCUUAAAAUUAAUAAAAAUAAGGUGUAAAUCUAAAUUAUAUACCUCGAUUUAAAGUUACCAUUGUGUUAGGUCGCAAGCGACGAAUCAAAUAAUUGCUUUAAGUGUUUUUUACUUUUGUUAAUUUAUUGUUACCCUUUAAGAUAAACGUUAAGCUAUUUUUAGAUGAAAACCAUUAACAAAUUGAAUCUGUAAAGAUUUUACUCCCACAACGUCUAGUUCAGAAUUAAAUCAAGAAACUACGAAUAAAACUUUCUUUUUAAAUAAAUAAUUAAAGAUUGUAUUGUAUUGUACGAACAUAACUACCUAAUUACUAUAACAUAAGUGUAAAAUUCUGAACAGUGAAAGGUGUGUGAGCAUAGCGUAUUAGCGUAACUCUUAUUUAAUUAGAAAGCACUUACAACGGUCUACCUAGA
Molecule: messenger RNA, 1051 nt
Organism: Ostrinia nubilalis (European corn borer)
Lineage: Eukaryota; Metazoa; Arthropoda; Insecta; Lepidoptera; Crambidae
Exons: 3
Coding region: 63-425 (120 amino acids)
Cellular component (GO): cytosol
Source: RefSeq, a predicted model, not a curated record